Messenger RNA from Macadamia integrifolia, 1045 nucleotides. RefSeq names its product acyl-coenzyme A thioesterase 13-like. NCBI's taxonomy places the organism in Eukaryota, Viridiplantae, Streptophyta, Magnoliopsida, Proteales, Proteaceae. Gene Ontology annotation, molecular function: fatty acyl-CoA hydrolase activity. The record is from RefSeq and is a predicted model, not a curated record. Bases 226 to 696 code for a protein of 156 amino acids. The transcript has 3 exons.
CCUUGGCCUGAGGUUCUGCAAUCCUUACCUGGCAUGUCUAGGUUGGGACAAUCGUGAUCCAAUCAGAGUCAGACUCAUCAGCCAAUCGGUCAACGUCAAUCUGUUGAAGAAUUAAAUUAAAAGAAAGAAAACCCCAUUUUUUUCAGUCAAAGAGAAUAAACGAUUUAAAAGUUCUCUGCAAUUGGUAUUUCCAAGUGCCAAAUUCUUUUGUGAUAAACGAGAGCAAUGGAUUUGGAGUCAGUGAAGAGAAUGUUAGAAAAAGGGGGAGAUGCGAGUGAGAACGCCUCGAUCGAUGCGGUGUCCGACAAUUCGACGUUUUUCGACCCUUUUAUCCUUCAGGGAAUUCAAGUCGAUGUCAUCGAACCAGGUCGAGUCGUCUGUUCCAUGAAAGUUCCCCUUCGUCUUCUGAAUUCUGGUAAUUUCCUUCACGGUGGAGCGACGGCAUCUCUGGUAGAUAUAGUUGGAUCAGCGGCAAUUUAUACCGUUGGAGCUCCAACAACUGGUGUUUCUAUUGAGAUCAGUGUUUCCUACUUGGAUGCUGCUUUUUCUAAUGAUGAAAUUGAAAUUGAGGCCAAAGUGUUACGUGUUGGAAAGGCAAUUGGAGUUGUCAAUGUUGAGUUGAGGAAGAAAAAGACGGGGAAAGCAUUUGCCCAGGGACGUCACACUAAGUAUCUUGCUGUAUCUAGUAAAUUAUAAAGGGUCCUAUUACCUUCAGUUACAUGUUAAAAAGCAUCAUGUUUAAGCCAUAUCCGUUGCAAAGGGAAGACAUCGGUUGGUGAACCAAUAACAUACGUCAGUCAUGAGCUAAUGUGUUUAAAUCCUUGCAUGCUGUGAUCUGAGAAUUGUUAUCUGUAUCAAUAUAAUUUACAUCUUCGGUCUGUAAGCAGGAGUAAAGUCAAGUAACUUAAUAUUUGAUUUCUAUUGUUGUGUUUCUUUAGGCACAAAAUCCUAUGUAAGCUCCUCAUAAUGAGAGCUAUGAGAUAUCAUUUCUUUGUGGCACAACUUCCUCAUAAUAAGAGCUUCGAGGUACCACCCUUAGAUUCAA